AUGGACACAGAUGAUCUUGAAAACCAGGCAUAUUGGGAUAUUGUUAGACUCUCGAAAAAACUUGAUGUUUAUAAUGGCGGAAGAAAAACAAAAAAGUUAUUAAUUAAUAGAAUAAAAGAAAAACUUUCAAAAAAUGACCCAACUAAAACAGAGAAAAAAGUUGCAAAAACAACAACAACAAAGGGAACAAAUAACAAAUCUAAAAAAACUGAUACUAAUAAAGAAGUUUUAAAAAAUACAACAAUAUUACAAGAGUUAUUUUCAAAAAAUAAAACUCUUAUUUAUAAUAUUAUUAAGCAUUUAGACAUUGACGAUAUCUAUCAUUGUGAAUUAGUAAACAAAGAAUGGAACAAUGUUUCAAAUAGUAAUAGGCUUUGGGAAUUAUUAUUUUUAAAAAAUAUAUUAAAUAUCAAAGAUUUCAGCGACGAAGAGAAAGAAAUUUAUUCGCAAGGUUUUAUCAAAGAGUCAUUCGAUCCAACUAGUACAUUAAAAGUAAGAGAGAUCUACGCACUUUGUUUCCCACACCAUUAUAAAAGAUUUUCAAAUUUCAAUAAAUUGAAAUCAGCAGGCAUCAUACCAAGUUCUAAAUGUGUAGCAACCAAUGGUGUUGUUAAUUUCAAAGAAAAAAGAGGCAGUAAAGGAUUAAAACAAGAAUUGGAGAAGCACGUCAUUGAUUUAUACAGCAUUUUAUCAUCCUAUAAAAGCAAAUCAAAAGAAAUCGAUCCAAUAUGCUCAGACAGUGAAGAGGGGUUAAAACCUAGAGUUAUUCACUUAACAAAUUUUAGAACCACAGAAUCAAACAAAAGAGAUAGACUUUAUUUUGGUGACAAUAUAUUUCAAAUUUUAAUUUGCAUACCAAAUAAAGUUAUAUCAAAAUUGGAUCCAAACAAAACAAUAAUAGAAUAUUCAAGAUUCAUGAAAGCUCAUUUCACAUAUGCAUAUGGUUAUGAUAUUUCUGAAUGUUGCCCAAAUGAGAAUCCAGAUAAUUUUGGUUUUUUACAAGGUCACUUUAAAGCUCAUUAUUACGAUUUCAAACUAUUUGAUUUUGAUAAGCCAUACUAUGAUAAAAUCAAUAAAAAGUAUGGUAUGGAUCAAUUUAAAGAAAACAAAUCAACAGAAAAUAAACUCGAUUUAUUUGGUUUAUGGAUACACCAAUUCAAUAAUGAUUUUAAUUCGCCAAGAAGCAUAGACGAAGGAUAUGUAAAAGAUUUAGAGAAUUUCACUAGAGGAACCAUUUCUUUUGGAACAGAUGAAUAUAGUCUCCAUAAUCAUCCACUAUAUGAAUUAAAGGGUUUUCUUCCCGUUUUAGAAUAUUCUUUUAAAACAAACAAUCCAAUCAAUUCAGAUUUUGGAAACAUUUUCGAUACACCAUCUAAAUUUACAGAGUUUUAUAAUCAAUGUGCCAAUGAUAAUAAGAUUGAUGGUAAACGAAUAUUAAAGAAUUUAAUUUGGAAACUUGACCUUUAUAAUAAUAUUGGUUCAGUAGUAUCAAAAAGUGAAGAAAAUAACCUAUCAGAUUUUUUCAAAAAUUCAAUAAUUUUAAAUUACUGUUACAAAUAUGGUUGCUAUUUUUAUGAACAAAAAAAACAAGUAGAUUAUGAAUUUGGUUUCUCUAUUCCAUACGAUAAAACUAAUAAUCUUAUGCUAAACUUCAGCUUUCAGAAUAUUGGGGAAAAUAAUAAUAUAUAUUUUUCAAUUACAUACCAAUUUUUAGAUAAAGAAAACAAACCAAUUCAAGAUCAAGAAAAAAAGAAACUAUACAGUCUAUCCGAACGUAAGGUUACCUAUGAAACCGAUUUAGUUAAAGAAAGCGACAGCACUAGUCUUUCAUUCAAAAAUUUUAUUUCAUUAUUGUUUAAAACCAAAUUCCCAUUAUUCAAAUUUGAACUUUCAACCCUAUUACAAUUAGCAAGAAUCGAUAAUUUUAUAUCUUGGGCCGACAGUGAUACCUCCAAUUUACCAAUCUAUUCAAAAUUAAAAUGGAAAAAAGAUUUCUUUUUGAAGAACUGUUUAAAUGGAUACAAUUUAAGAUUUUAA
This is a messenger RNA of Dictyostelium purpureum, 2037 nucleotides long. RefSeq lists its product as uncharacterized. The record is from RefSeq and is a predicted model, not a curated record. Bases 1 to 2037 code for a protein of 678 amino acids. The transcript is spliced from 4 exons. Lineage: Eukaryota; Evosea; Eumycetozoa; Dictyosteliales; Dictyosteliaceae. Gene Ontology annotation, molecular function: protein binding.